This is a messenger RNA of Acomys russatus (golden spiny mouse), 1447 nucleotides long. RefSeq names its product retinol dehydrogenase 12 (gene Rdh12). Lineage: Eukaryota; Metazoa; Chordata; Mammalia; Rodentia; Muridae. The transcript is spliced from 7 exons. The record is from RefSeq and is a predicted model, not a curated record. The coding region runs from base 170 to 1120 and encodes 316 amino acids.
AACUGCUUAAACCAGCCAGUUGCAGAGUGCCCUGGAGUGAGAGGAGCCAAGAGUCAAGAACAGAAGCUGCCAGGAAUUGGAGCCAGAGAAGGAUCCUGAGGCCACGUCGAGGGUGGAAAGUGAAGCAGCAGCAACAGCAGCAGCCGCAGCAGCUAAGGAGGUUGACAAGAUGCUCACUAUCCUAGGACUGCUCACGUCCUUCCUCUGGGUCUUGUAUCUGACAGCUCCAUCCAUCAGGAAGUUCUUUGCUGGCGGAGUUUGUACAACGAGUGUGCAGAUCCCUGGGAAGGUAGUGGUCAUCACAGGCGCCAACACAGGCAUUGGCAAGGAGACAGCCAGAGAGCUUGCUCGAAGAGGUGCACGAGUGUACAUUGCAUGCCGAGAUGUGCUGAAAGGAGAGUCUGCUGCUAGUGAAAUCCGAGCAGAUACCAAGAACUCCCAGGUGCUGGUGCGGAAAUUGGACCUAUCUGACACCAAAUCCAUCCGAGCCUUUGCUGAGGGCUUCCUGGCAGAGGAAAAGAGGCUCCAUAUUUUGAUCAACAAUGCAGGAGUGAUGAUGUGUCCAUAUUCUAAGACGGCUGAUGGCUUUGAAACCCACUUUGGCGUCAACCACCUGGGCCACUUUCUUCUUACAUACCUGCUUUUGGGGCGCCUGAAGGAGUCUGCUCCUGCACGGGUGGUAAACCUAUCCUCAUUGGUCCAUUUGGUUGGCAAGAUGCGUUUCCAUGACCUCCAAGGCGAGAAGUCCUACAACCGUUGCUUUGCCUAUUGCCACAGCAAGCUGGCCAAUGUGCUUUUCACUCGAGAGCUUGCUAAGCGGCUCCAAGGGACGGGGGUCACCGCCUAUGCGGUACACCCAGGUAUCGUCAUGUCUGAGAUCGCCCGACACUCCGUCAUACUGUGCCUGUUGUGGCGUCUCUUCUCGCCCUUCUUCAAGUCUACUCGGCAGGGGGCUCAGACCAGCCUGCACUGCGCCCUGGCAGAGGAUCUGGAGCCCUUGAGCGGCAAGUACUUCAGUGACUGCAGGAGGACCUGGGUAUCCCCAAGGGCCCGGAAUAAGAAGACAGCUGAGCGCCUGUGGAAUAUCAGCUGUGAACUUCUAGGAAUCGAAUGGGAAUAGUUGGCCUGAAGACCAUGGCCUUUUCAGGCCUAAUGCAUGUCGUAAUAACAGGGGACCAAAGAGAAGGCCAACCUGAAAGGAUUAUCCUCCCGGCCUGCUGCUGCUGUGACACCUGCCUACUCAGAAACUUCUGGAACCCUUUCUACACACAAUCUUUCUGUGAGGCAGGAUCACAGUACCAGAUGAUAUGCACACCUACAGACUGUUCUCGAAGACUUAGAGAACCCACAACUCUCUGGGGCAAGAGGACUAUUUAGAUUCCAGGCUGGACACAGGGGUGGUAGAGGAAACUGGGAAACUGAGUCAGUCUUCUCACCUGCACCACAG